Molecule: messenger RNA, 4050 nt
Organism: Botrytis fragariae
Lineage: Eukaryota; Fungi; Ascomycota; Leotiomycetes; Helotiales; Sclerotiniaceae
Product: putative glycoside hydrolase family 3 protein
Exons: 16
Coding region: 1-4050 (1349 amino acids)
Biological process (GO): transmembrane transport; xylan catabolic process; arabinan catabolic process
Cellular component (GO): membrane; plant-type cell wall
Molecular function (GO): xylan 1,4-beta-xylosidase activity; alpha-L-arabinofuranosidase activity
Source: RefSeq, a predicted model, not a curated record
AUGACUUCAAACUCGACUGGAUCCGUGGAUCCAAAAUACAUGAUGAAGUCUGAAGUGUUUUCUCAUCCAGAGACUGAUGUCGACACCGAAAUGGGCUCCACUGAAAAUGUUCCUGCUGGGGAAGAAUUGAAAAGGAACAUGAAGGGGCGCCAUAUCAAUAUGAUAGCUAUCGCUGGUAUGAUCGGAACAGGCCUGUUUCUGAGUUCCGGGGCUACAAUCGCUCAAGCUGGUCCCGCUGGUGCAUGGCUUGCAUACAUUUUCAUGGGAUUUGUGACCGCAGGGGUUAGCUAUACGACUGGAGAGAUCACUGCGUUCAUGCCAGUGACUGGUGGGUUCGUGCGUCAUGCUACGGCAUUUGUAGAGCCUGCUCUAGGAGCCGCGACUGGAUGGAACUUUUGGUACACAAUGGCUAUCUCAGUGCCGGCGGAACUAAGUGCAGCUGCGACACUCAUUCAAUUCUGGGAUUCGACCACAAAUCCAGCGGUUUGGAUUACUGUGUUCUUGGUCGUGAUAGUAUGCCUCAAUUUCUGUGGUGUGCGAAUGUAUGGUGAAUCCGAAGUCAUUUUCGCUUCCAUGAAGAUUGCUCUCAUCAUUGGUUUGAUUAUUGCAGGACUAGUCGUUGAUCUUGGUGGGGGACCAAAAGGAGAACGACUAGGGUUCACUUAUUGGAAAUCUCCAGGGGCAUUCAAUGAAUAUCUAGUCAGUGGCAACACAGGGCGAUUUCUGGCGUUCUGGUCCUCUCUCAUUAGCGCUGCCUUUAGUUAUGGCAAUGUUCAAGUAGUGGCACUUUCGGGUACUGAAACAGGAAAUCCCCGAAAGAUAAUCCCAGAAGCCACGAAGAAGACAUUUUUCCGUGUCUUCUUCUUUUAUGUUUUGAGCAUCUUAAUAGUAGGAAUGAUUGUUCCAUACGAUAGUGAAGCUCUAUCUGUUUCUACCGGAACAGCUGCCUCAUCUCCAUUUGUUAUUGCUUUUAAAGCCGCUGGAAUCAAGGUUCUGCCAUCUAUAAUUAACGCUGUGGUCUGUACAUCUGCUAUCAGUAGUGGAUCUGCUUGUAUCUUUCUGGCGUCUCGUACACUUUAUGGUUUAAGUGCAGAUGGUCAUGCUCCAAAGAUCUUUAUGAGGUGCAAUCGAUUUGGGACCCCGUGGUAUGCCGUUGGUCUGAGUGUCCUCCCAUCACCUCUUGUGUACAUGGUCGUUAGUAACCAGGCAUCUGUUGUGUUUGGGUGGUUUGUAAACAUUACUACGGUGGCGGGACUGAUUGGAUGGGUCGUCAUUGAAGUUACAUAUCUCAGGUUUUUCUAUGCCCUGAAGCAGCAGGGUAUUUCUCGAGAUUCUUUGCCUUACAAGGGCCCCUUCCAGCCUUACGUGGCAUGGAUCACAGGAUUUAUGGUCUUUCUGAUUGUGCUUUUCUCUGGGUAUGCGGUAUUUUUCCCCGGGAAUUUCACUGCUUCUGGGUUCUUGACAUAUUAUAUUAAUAUUGCAAUCUUUUUCGUUCUUUAUGUGUUUUUCAAGAUUUUCCUCAAAUCAAAAAUCAUUCCACUAGAGAGCAUACACUUUGAAGCCGAGCUAGAGUCAAUACGCAGAUGGAAGUAUACAUCCGAGCUCAUGAAAGAGGACCAAAGUCUCGCGAAAAGACUGUGGAAUAAAAUAUCUGGUGGACAUUGUUCCUUGCCUUCACUUCUUGACAACAAACUGAUUAACUUCUCGUUUGAUCAUGCUUUCCGUACUCCCAGUAUGACCUCUAAACUAUUGGGGACCAUUGGAAUCACUGGUGUUGUUGCAGAUAACUUCCCAGACUGUGUGAACGGUCCUUUGGCCAAUAACACAGUAUGUGAUACGAGUUCAGACCCAUACACAAGAGCUGCAGCGCUGAUAUCAUUAUUUACCUUCGCCGAGAAAGUCAACAAUACGGGGAAUACAAGCCCUGGAGUUCCAAGGAUAGGGCUUCCAUCAUACGAAUGGUGGAAUGAAGCACUACAUGGCAUCGCUCGUAGUCCUGGGACCACUUUUGCAGCUGCUGGUUCAAAUUUCUCUUACUCGACGUCGUUUCCUCAACCAAUAUUGAUGGGAGCUGCAUUCGACGAUGACUUAAUUCACAAAGUAGCCACUCAGGUCUCUACAGAAGCAAGAGCUUUCAACAAUGUUAAUAGAUUUGGCCUUAACUUUUGGACUCCCAACAUCAACCCUUACAAAGAUCCUCGAUGGGGCCGUGGUCAAGAAACUCCUGGCGAAGAUCCAUUUCAUACUUCUAGCUAUGUGAAUGCUCUCAUAACUGGACUUCAAGGUGGACUCGAUGAUCUACCCUACAAGAAAGGAGUGGCGACUUGCAAACAUUUUGCAGGUUAUGAUCUUGAGGAAAGUGAUGGAGUUAUAAGAUAUGGAUUUGAUGCUAUUAUCAAAUCUCAGGAUCUUAGAGAUUAUUAUCUGCCUCCAUUUCAGCAGUGUGCCAGAGAUUCAAAUGUUCAGAGCGUUAUGUGUAGUUAUAACGCAGUGAAUGGGGUCCCCACAUGUGCGGAUGAUUGGUUGUUGCAAACACUUCUGAGGGAACACUGGGGAUGGACGGAAGAAGACCAGUGGGUAACUGGCGACUGUGGUGCCCUCCAAUUUAUCUGGGAUUCUCACAAUUACACAUUAGCUCCCGAGCAAUCAGCCGCAGAUGCACUAAAUGCAGGGACGGAUCUCGAUUGUGGUAAUUUCUGGCCAACCUACUUAGAAUCAGCAUAUGAACAAGGUCUCUACAAUAUAUCCACACUUGACAGAUCCCUCACCCGCCGCUAUGCGUCGCUAGUUCGGCUCGGAUACUUUGAUUCACCAUCUAUUCAGCCUUAUCGCCAACUUAACUGGGAUAACGUUUCCACACCCGCCGCUCAACAACUCGCACUGCAGGCAGCGGAAGAAGGAAUUGUUCUACUCAAAAAUGACGGACUGCUUCCACUGACAUCAAAUAUCACGAAUGUGGCAUUGAUUGGGCCAUUGGCUAAUGCCACGAAACAAAUGCAGGGGAAUUACUAUGGUACAGCUCCAUACUUACGUUCUCCAUUGAUUGCAGCACAGAAUGCAGGAUUCAAAGUUACGUAUGUACAGGGUGCAGAUAUCGAAUCUCAAAAUACAACAGAAUUCUCAGCAGCUUUAUCUGCUGCACAAAGCGCUGAUCUUGUCAUAUAUUUUGGUGGAAUAGAUAAUUCCAUCGAGGCAGAGGAGAUAGACCGAACAUACAUCUCCUGGCCUUCAACCCAACUAUCUCUAAUUAAUCAGCUUGCCAACCUCUCUACUCCCCUCAUCGUCUCCCAAAUGGGCUGCAUGGUAGACUCCUCCUCCAUCCUCUCAGAUACUGGAGUAGAUGCACUACUUUGGGCCGGUUACCCUGGUCAAGAUGGUGGAACCGCUGUCUUCAACAUUCUCACCGGAAAAACGGCACCCGCAGGUCGUUUACCAAUUACCCAGUAUCCCAGCAACUACGUGGACCAAGUCAAGAUGACCGAUAUGAACCUACAACCUAGCAGAUUCAACCCCGGAAGAACUUACAAAUGGUACGACGGAACGCCCGCUUUCGAAUACGGAUAUGGAUUGCAAUACACGACAUUUGACGUCAAAAUUACUCCCCCAUCAUCUAACAAUACUUUUGAAAUUUCUGAAUUACUCGCAAAUGCAUCGAAUUAUAAAGAUCUGACACCUUUCCUCACAAUUCCUAUCACCGUCUCUAACACCGGUACCGCAACAUCAGAUUACGUGGCUCUCUUCUUCUUGAAUGGAACCUUUGGACCAGCACCAUAUCCUAAAAAAUCAUUGGUUGCAUAUACCAGACUUCAUGAUAUUACUGGAGGUGCGGAUGCAACUGCGGAAGUCAGUUUGAAUCUUGCGAGCUUGGCAAGGGGAAAUUGGAAUGGAGAUUUAAUUCUAUAUCCGGGUGAUUAUAAAGUCGUGGUUGAUAUUGAUGGCAAGGAUGAGUGGACUUUCACCUUGACAGGGGAGGAGGCACUUUUGGAUAGUUGGCCUGAGAAGAAGGAAAGUAUCAAGGUGCAAGAAGUGGGUGCUAGAAUAGAGUUAUGA